AUGAUAGCCACAUUGUGUCAGGAACCAGUUGAGACGUUCAUCCAGGAGGUUGAAGAGCCAGUAGAAGAUCCAGAAGAGACAGAGGAAGAAGAAGAGGAUGCAGAUGUUCCCUGUGUAGAAGAGCCAACGCUUCCUUCUCCUGAGACGAAGAUUUUAACAGCAGGUCAAUGUGUUUCUCCUGAACCAGCUGAAGAGCCAGAGGACCCAGAGGAAGAGGAGUCUGAUAGCUCCUCAGAGGCUGAAUCAGAGCCAGAUCCGAUCACUCAGCAGCCGAAGUCGUGUGACGGAGCCAGCGUGAAGCAGAACGUCACCCAGGAUGAAGGCACAUUAGCUGAGGAGGGAACUUGUGUUCCCUUCAGAUGUGAUGCGUUGAAGGCCUGCCUCAUGCGCAUUCCCUGUGUUCCAGUGUGCCUGAACUCCUUCAACCAGCUGCUGAAAAAGAACAAUAUCACUCUGCCCCAAGUGCCCCCCAUACCCAAGCUGCCCUCUCGACUAUCCAAGAUAACCCCACAGAUCCCCCCACUGCCUACCAGACUCAACCAGCUACCUCAACGAAUCACACAAAUUCCCCAGCAGAUUUCCCAGCACGUACCCAAACUUCCUGAGCACUUCCCUUCCUUCCCCCGGAAACUUCCCACUUUCCCUGAACAAUUUUCCUGCAGGUUUCCCCACGGACUUCCCAAACCAUCAGACCUCAAAACAAUGCCUAAUCCUCAGCAGCAGCAACAGAGUCGGGACCUGGAGCUGGACCAUCUGGUCCGCCAGUCCCCCCUUCACAUCUCCCGUACCCCGUCCACUUCCUUGCCCAGCUCCAUUCUGGACUUACCCAAUGUGCCAUCCUAUCCCCGCCUGCCCCCCAUCAGCCCAUCACGCCAGCUCUCAGGCCUCUCCAACCCCACCUUUAAUGGCGAAGAUGAACUCACCUCCGCUAGACCUUCAGCUAGCUCUAGAUUGAGCAUUCACCCAGCCGUAAAUGUGGAAGAUAUGGACUCAGACAGUGAGCAGCAUGCAAUAACUUCCCACCACAUGCCCCAGAUCAUCACCCCACAAGACCCCAACCUCAAAACCCUCACCGUGCCCAGACCACCCAAAUUGAGCAGAACCAGAAAGAAGCUGUACUCUUCAGGAGAUGAGGAAGAUGAGGAGCUGGAGACGCAAGUCAGGGCCUGGCCGAGCCAAAGCAGCAUCACGAGUGCUGAUGAGGCGCUGAAGGAGCGUCCCUCAUCAGCCGCCAGUCAGGCCAGCACGAUGGUGAAUGAGCGUCUGCAAGAGCUGGCCAAACUAUUUAAAGCAAGGACAGAGCGCGCCAAGGAGAAACUCAUCGAUCCCGAUGACUUGGACGAGGACACCCCACCUGACACUGCGGUGCCUCCUCCUGAGCCUCCGACGGAACCAGCGCCUGUUGAGGAGAGUCAGCCCACUCUCACUGAUGAACAGGAAGUGUAUAUCAAGCUGCUGUGCUUCAAGGUGAAGUCUCAGUCAAGGAUCGGGCGCCUGAUCCAAUACCGCUUCCCAUCCAGCAUCGACCCGUUUACCAAUCUGGGUUAUGUCCUGUGGCUCUUUUUCGUCACUUUGGCCUGGAACUGGAACGUGUGGAUGAUCCCGGUGCGCUGGGCUUUCCUCUACGAUGUCAAAGGCUCCCUUUACCCGUGGCUGAUAGCCGACUACCUGUGCGACACCAUCUACAUCCUGGACAUCCUGCUCUUCCAGCCACGCCUGCAGUUCAUCCGCGGCGGUGAUAUUAUCACCGACAAGAAGGAAAUGAGAGCCAAUUACAUGAAAGAUCUGCGAUUUAAGCUGGACAUGGUCAGCCUUCUUCCCCUGGAGCUCUUCUAUCUCCUAGAUGGGGUCAAACCUCUCCUCCGCUGCCCACGAAUACUGAAGAUCUUGUCUUUCUUUGAGUUUAACAACCGUCUGGAGGCCAUUUUGACCAAAGCCUAUGUCUACAGAGUCAUUCGCACCACCAGCUACCUUCUGUACUCCCUUCAUGUUAACGCCUGUCUCUAUUACUGGAUGUCAAACAUACGAGGCCUCGGAGCCACCACCUGGGUAUACAACGGACAGGGCAAUGCAUACAUCCGGUGUUUCUACUUUGCUGUAAAGACUCUGAUCACUAUUGGUGGACUGCCAGAACCGACCGCACUCGAAGAGUAUAUUUUCCAGCUCAUCAACUACUUUAUUGGCGUAUUCGCUUUCUCCAUCAUGAUUGGACAGAUGAGAGACGUGGUGGGCGCUGCGACAGCUGAUCAGACACACUACCGCUCAUGCAUGGACAGUACAGCAAAGUACAUGGGCUCUAACCGCAUCCCCAAAGACGUGCAGAACCGGGUGAAGACCUGGUACAACUACACAUGGCAGGCUCAAGGCAUGCUGGAUGAAGAGGAGUUGCUUGUGCAGUUGCCAGACAAGAUGAGGCUUGAUAUAGCAGUGGAUGUGAGUUACUCCAUUGUCAGCAAAGUUCCACUGUUUGAGGGCUGUGACAGGCAGAUGAUCUAUGAUAUGCUGAAACGGCUCAGAUCAGUCGUGUACCUUCCCGGAGACUACGUCUGUAAAAAGGAUGAAGUAGGUCGAGAGAUGUACAUCAUAAAGUCAGGAGCGGUUCAGGUGGUUGGCGGUCCAGACGGAAAAACUAUAUUUGUGACGCUGAAAGCAGGAUCUGUGUUCGGCGAAAUCAGCUUGUUAGCGGUGGGAGGCGGAAACCGGCGAACAGCCAACGUCAUAGCACACGGCUUUGCUAAUCUCUUCAUCUUGGACAAGAAGGGCCUCAACGAAAUCCUUGUGCACUAUCCCGAGUCCCAGAAACUGCUACGCAAGAAAGCAAAGAAGAUGCUGGCAGAUAAGAAGCCGGAGAAAAAGACAGAGGAGAAGGAGCCAGUACGGGUGAUUCCUGCGCGGAAAGAAACCCCUAAACUGUUAAAGGCCACGCUGGAAAUGACUGAGAAAUCGGGCCUGCGAGGCACACUGGCCAAGCUGAAGGGAAAAAAGAAUAACAAGUCCUGUGUUUCAUUACAGCCAUCCAUCUGUUCCUCGGUGACACCUGGCUCACCGAUCGAGAGGCAACACUCGGAGCAAGAGGCCGACAUUCUCUCUCAGAUCUCGGACAGCACAAUACAAGGACCUCCCAUCAGCCCCUCCGACCUCGAAGACCAGAGGCGCUCACUGCGUGAAGGGCCAGUGCUAAAUGAGAGGACGGUAAUGGGGAAGGACAAGAUGGACGAGUAAUCCAGAAGCGUACUAGGUGAUGAGGUAUCAAGGGCAUGAAGGGUCAACUGGGUCGUUUUCCAUCUUCAUUUUCCUGUAGAGAGUGAGUCUGGAUGGAAUAAUUAUUACACUGUAUAAAGAUAUAAAAAAAAAAAUUCUGCUUUCUCAAAAAAACAAAAACAAAAAAACACUUUGCUGGUCUGUACAGUAUUCAGCUGCUUGGAUUAAAUCUUUUAACCCAUGAAAUCAUUUUGGUGUCAGUUAUGAAGGGCAUCUUCACACGAAAUAUGAUUUGUACUGUACUCAUAUUGCUUUGUUUGAACAAAGGGCUCAAGAUACCAAUUAAUUUAACUCCAUAAAUAAGGCCAAGGUUGGAGCUGGUUUUAUUUCAGAAUUUUCAGGCUUGUGAAUACCAAAUCACAUAUUUUACAAAGUGUAAUUUUUGUGUUCAUAUUAUAUGAUAUGAUUUGAUAUGAUAUGAUUUGAUAUGAUAUGAUAUGAUGUGAUAUUAUAUACAGAUGAGUGCAAAAAUUUGCAUACCUACUGGACCCGAAUAGGCCAAAAAUAUUCCUUUGUAGCAGCUAAAAAAUUGUGUCUAAGCUUUUACAAAAACAUUCACAUCCUGUAUAUUAAGAUAUUAGUAGUGGCAAAUCCUCUAACAUUUUGUUAGAAUUUGUUAGAACCGUCUCCUAAAGCAUGGUCCAUGUGAUGCUGCUGCUUUAUAUCUGUAAUAUUUUUGAAUAUUUGGUCUGUGUUUUCCUUGAAAGGUCAUUUAUAAGGUAAUAGAAAUCAAAUGUCACAUUUAUAAAUCUGGAUUGUCCAUGAAUAAAUUGUUUGGAGUUAAUAGAACUGCCAAUAAUUGGUGUAUGGUGAGAGAGAGACAAUUUAUAAUUAUAUUUAAUAUUUAAUACAAAUUGGCUCUUACCUUCAGAGGAAGAAACAUAAUUCCAGUCCAUAUACAGUGCGUGGCUUUGACAUACUUUAUUUUGCUAGAUAUAUUUAUUUGCAUAGUCCAGUCUUCAGGUUAAACUCUGUCUGUCUGCGAAAUAUCCAGCCAUGUGCCUUAAUGAACCCCAAUCACUGUCACUGUCAACUGUCAACCCUGUGUACUUUCACAUCAUCCUUAAAGGAACAGUGCGGCCAAAAAUUACACACAUACCAUAGUGAUGCACUAAUAGGGCUGCAGCCAUUUUGUAGCGCUGUCCGAAUUCUCAAUGGUCAUUGGAUGAUAUCAGGGAUAGACAAAUCAGUAGCCUGAGCACCUGGGACAAACAGAUUUCCUAUCCAGGCCAUUUGUUUUUAUUUGUAGUUGCCCCAUAGACAUGUACGUUCAACAACCAGUGAAAGAAAAAAAUCUACUCCUUAUUGACGUUUGCUUUUUGUUUAUCAUUUGGCAUGUAGCUAAUUUUAACUUCACGUUAGUGUGACGCACCACAGUGCUGUUCAUAUACUCAUUUGUUUCCAUUAUUAUCAUCUGUAUUAAUGCACCUGACUAGUUCACCUACUCGUAACACAUUACUACAUUGCAUGCACUACAGUGAAGAUUCCACUUGCCCGAUAAAAAAUUGUACUGGGCAAUAAUGUAAAUCGCAGUUUUUUUCUAAAGUAUGUAUAUAAUUUGAUCAUUCUUACAAGGCUCAAACACUUUAAGAAAGACAAACUGCACCUUUAAGGACAUUCACAGCUGGACAAAAGGCCUGAGACAGAGCACACUUGGGAAAAUUUUCACAUCUAAUUCACUCAUUGAGGAGGAAUGAUGAACGCUAACUGAGGUGUGAACCUUAAGCAGACUUUCCUACUUUAUAACAUCCAGAUGUUGAGGAAAAGCAGGAUUGGGUGUUGCUGAUAUAUUAAUUUGAAAGACCGUCGUUAAUAGGAGAGAAAUAUGUAGAAGCAUUUUAUAACAAGAAACAGAUGGUGGAAAUGUUUUAAAGUGAAAUAUCCUAAACAGUUGCCUUCUUUCUUUGCACCUACAGAAGUUUAGAUACAUUUUGUUGCAUUAAUUAAUUAGUUCAGUUGUUUUGGGUUUUUUUUUUUUGCUUGUGAGAACAUUAAGGAUAUAUGGAGUCAAACUUGUUUUUUUAAUAAUAUACUGCAAACAUUAGAUUAUAUUAUAUAUUUUAUUAUUUCCAAUUAGGUAUAUUAUUUUGUAGAAUAUGUUUGAGGAAAUAGGCUUAAUGAUCUUGUAUUUGUUACACUAUAUUAAUCUCACAAUGAGAAAUAUUAUUCAAGAUAUUGACUUGCUAAGAUAUAUUUUUUGCAGUGUAGACAGCAGUAUGUGCAGAUAUUUGAUUUGAUUUUUUCCAAUUUGUUAUAUUUUCUAGAAUAUUUUUAAGACAAAUAAACAUCUUCACUGUCAUUUUAAACCUACUUGUAAAUAUUAUAUAGUAAUUAAUUACACAAUGUAUCUUUAAAUAUGUCUGAAUUCAUGUGAUUAUUUAAUUUUGUAGUCAUUUGUGAUGUAUGAGGAAAUUUAAAAAAAAAAAAAAAAAGUGUAUUUCUCACUCUUUGGAUGGUACGUAGAUUAACGCAUCCAACCAGUAACAUACACUGCCUGAAAUGUAGAUGUUAUUAAUAAUCAAGAAUAACAUAUUACAACAACUCAGUGUCUGAACACACUAUUUUUGUCAAUACAUUUCUCAUUUACGUCAUAUGAAUUUGUCAUCUGUAU
Ictalurus punctatus (channel catfish) is the source of this 5872-nucleotide messenger RNA. RefSeq names its product cyclic nucleotide-gated cation channel beta-1. Gene Ontology annotation, molecular function: protein-containing complex binding; cGMP binding; intracellularly cGMP-activated cation channel activity. The coding region runs from base 1 to 3222 and encodes 1073 amino acids. Gene Ontology annotation, cellular component: plasma membrane; photoreceptor outer segment; intracellular cyclic nucleotide activated cation channel complex. The transcript is spliced from 22 exons. Gene Ontology annotation, biological process: retina homeostasis; monoatomic cation transmembrane transport. Lineage: Eukaryota; Metazoa; Chordata; Actinopteri; Siluriformes; Ictaluridae. The record is from RefSeq and is a predicted model, not a curated record.